UGGAAUCAGACUUCGACACCUAAUAGCACAAUGGAAACCGGCGCUCCAGAAGAAGUAAUUCAUGCAAGAAUCCAGAUGUUACAGUGUUCUCUGAUAAUUGUUGGCCUCCUCCAGUUUCUGUUGGGUGCAACAGGUCUUGUGGGUAUCGUGUUUCGCUACAUCGGCCCAGUUACGAUAACACCGACACUUUUACUUAUUGGAUUCUACAUUUUUAAAGUGAUUGUGAAAUUCAGUGAGACCCAUUGGGGGAUAUCCAUGGCAACUUCAAGUAUGUCUGUGAUUCUGUCAAUGUACCUUGCCAAAUAUAAGAUUCCAGUUCCAGCUUGGACUCCUAAAAAAGGCUUUCAUACAAAACGUACUUCGCUGCAUGCCACAUUUUCAAUGUUAAUCGGAAUUAUUUUUGGUUGGGUGAUAUGCGGCAUACUUACAAGCGCUGGUCUGCUCACUGACGACAAGAAUGAUAAACAGUUUAAUGCACGAACGGACUCUAAAUUAUACGUUCUUGGGGCUUCAGACUGGUUUUUCUUUCCCUAUCCUGGUUAUUUUGGAUUCUCAAUGAAUUUUUCCGUCAGCACUCUGAUAAGCUUCUUCAUAGCAACUUUGGCUUCAAUCGUGGAUUCCAUUGCUGAUUAUUACGCUUGCGCCAAAAUAUGUGACGUUCCUAUUCCUCCAAACCAUUCGGUGAAUCGAGGAAUUGUCAUCGACGGAUUAGUUGCCAGCAGACGUGUGUUCCAAAUUGUUGGUGUUAUUUACAUGUUGUUUGGAAUUAUUGGUAAAAUGGGAGCAUUCUUCGUCACUAUUCCGAUGCCUGUGUUGGGCGGGGUUCAACUUAUCUAUUUUGGUUCUUUCAUUGGAGUCAUUUUAUCCAACAUGCAUAAAGUGGAAAUGAAUCAUCGUAAUAUGAGCAUCAUCGGGGUUUCCAUUAUAUUCGGUGUAUCUAUACCGAUAUGGAGUCACAAUAACCCGGAACAGUACGCCACAGGUUAUAAAGAAGUUGACGGAUCCGUCCAUGCUAUUCUUACCAAUCCGAAUUUUCUAGGAGGUUUGUUGGCAAUGAUCUUGGAUAAUGCAUGGCCAGUUACACCUGUAUUACACCUAUUGAGUAGCUAUGAAGUGUAG
Octopus bimaculoides (California two-spot octopus) is the source of this 1119-nucleotide messenger RNA. Its product is annotated as solute carrier family 23 member 1. The record is from RefSeq and is a predicted model, not a curated record. Lineage: Eukaryota; Metazoa; Mollusca; Cephalopoda; Octopoda; Octopodidae. Gene Ontology annotation, cellular component: membrane. Gene Ontology annotation, biological process: transmembrane transport. Gene Ontology annotation, molecular function: transmembrane transporter activity.